Messenger RNA from Pipistrellus nathusii (Nathusius's pipistrelle), 1035 nucleotides. Lineage: Eukaryota; Metazoa; Chordata; Mammalia; Chiroptera; Vespertilionidae. The record is from the annotation of a GenBank genome assembly.
AUGGAGAAGUUCCGCAUGCUCUUCCAGCACUUCCAGUCCAGCUCCGAGUCGGUGAUGAACGGCGUCUGCCUGCUGCUGGCCGUGGUCACCGUCAAGCUGUACUCCUCCUUCGACUUCAACUGCCCCUGCCUGGCACACUACAAUGCCCUCUAUGGCCUGGGCCUGCUGCUCACGCCCCCGCUCGUCCUGUUCCUCUGCGGCCUCCUGGCCAACCGGCAGUCCGUGGUGAUGGUGGAGGAGUGGCGCCGGCCCACCGGGCACCGCAGGAAGGACCCGGGCAUCAUCAGGUACAUGUGCUCCUCCGUGCUGCAGAGAGCGCUGGCCGCCCCCCUUCUCUGGAUCCUGCUGGCCCUCCUGGAUGGGAAGUGCUUCGUGUGUGCCUUCAGCAGCUCCGUGGACCCUGAGAAGUUUCUGGACUUUGCCAACAUGACCCCCAGCCAGGUUCAGCUCUUCCUGGCCAAGGUGCCCUGCAAGGAGGACGAGCUGGUGAGGGACAGCCCUGCUCGAAAGGCGGUGUCUCGCUACCUGCGGUGCCUGUCGCAGGCCAUCGGCUGGAGCGUCACACUGCUGCUGAUCGUGGUGGCCUUCCUGGCCCGCUGCCUGCGGCCCUGCUUCGACCAGACGGUCUUCCUGCAGCGCAGGUACUGGAGCAACUACGUGGACCUGGAGCAGAAGCUCUUCGACGAGACGUGCUGUGAGCACGCGCGGGACUUCGCGCACCGCUGCGUGCUGCACUUCUUCGCCAGCAUGCAGGGCGAGCUGCGGGCGCGGGGGCUGCGGCGGGGCCCCGCGGGCAGCGGCUCCGAGCCCCCCGAGGUGCCAGAGCCCCCCGAGGGCACGGACGGCGAAGGUGGGAAAGCCCACCUGCGCGCCGUCUCCAGCCGGGAGCAGGUGAACCACCUGCUGAGCGCCUGGUACUCACGCAAGCCGCCCCUGGACCUGGCGGCACCGCCCGGGCUCGGGGGACGCGGCCUCAGCCACCGCGCGCCCCAGGCGGCGCCGGGGACCAGGCUGUCCCAGCACACCGAUGUGUAG